Messenger RNA from Rhododendron vialii, 1983 nucleotides. RefSeq names its product glycerol-3-phosphate acyltransferase 5-like. The record is from RefSeq and is a predicted model, not a curated record. The transcript has 2 exons. Gene Ontology annotation, cellular component: membrane. The coding region runs from base 199 to 1716 and encodes 505 amino acids. Gene Ontology annotation, biological process: cutin biosynthetic process. Lineage: Eukaryota; Viridiplantae; Streptophyta; Magnoliopsida; Ericales; Ericaceae. Gene Ontology annotation, molecular function: phosphatase activity; glycerol-3-phosphate 2-O-acyltransferase activity.
AGAGGUUAUAUAAAUACGAGGCAAGUUAGCUGUAAUCUGAUGAACGUCUUAAUUCUUCCAUUAGAGAAACGGUCAAAUCUACCCCCAUCUCACUCCCCUUAUAUCCCCCCUUACAACUCUUUGAAUCCCUUACACAGACUCCAAAAAAAGACCCAUUUGAGACAAACCAAAAAAAAAAACAACUAAAAGCCCGUAAAUAUGGAGUCGGUUGUUUCGGAGCUCGAAGGAACACUUGUGAAAAGCCCCGACCCUUUCUCCUACUUCAUGUUAGUAGCCUACGAGGCGUCGGGUCUGAUCCGGUUCGCUCUCUUGCUGAUUCUGUGGCCGUUUAUUCGACUUCUCCAACUGUCCGGGAUGAGGGAUGCUGGGCUCAAGUUGACGAUUUUUGUGGCGACGGCCGGACUCCGCGUUUCGGAGAUUGAGUCGGUGGCUCGAGCGGUGUUGCCCAAGUUUUACAUGGAUGAUAUUAACAUGGAGGCUUGGGGGGUUUUUAGUUGUUAUGAGAAGAGGGUUGUGGUGACUAAAACACCAAGGGUUAUGGUGGAGAGGUUUGUGAAGGAGCAUUUGAGAGCUGAUGAGGUGGUUGGGAGUGAACUUGUAGUGAACCGGUUUGGGCUUGCUACCGGGUUUGUUAAGGAGGAUGUGGGUUCGUUGUCAGACCGGGUUGCAGCUUUGUUUGGGAAUGAUGGCGUUCAAGCUAGUAUGGGAUUAGGACGGCCUGAGUCCGGUUCUUCAUUCUUAUCUCUGUGCAUGGAAGAAUCCCACCCACCAUUCACAAACAACACAACCAACCACCACAACGACCACCAGCUCCUCCGCCCGCUGCCGGUGAUCUUCCACGACGGCCGCCUCGUCAAGCGCCCGACCCCACCAACCGCCCUCCUAAUCCUCCUAUGGAUCCCCUUCGGCAUAGUCCUCGCCACCAUCCGAAUCUCCGUCGGUCUCAUCCUCCCGAUGUGGGCCAUCCCUUACUACUCCGUCAUAUUCGGCGGCAAGGUCAUCGUCAAAGGAAAGCCGCCGCCGCCACCGUCCUCCACCGCCUCCACCUCUGGCGUCCUCUUCGUGUGCACCCACCGCACCCUAAUGGACCCCGUGGUCCUCUCCUCCGUCCUCCAACGUCGCGUCCCGGCCGUCACCUACUCCAUUUCCCGGCUCUCCGAGAUCCUCUCCCCCAUCCCCACCGUCCGAUUAACCCGCGUCCGCCACGUGGACGCCGAGAGAAUCAAGCGAGAACUCACCCGAGGAGACCUCGUCGUGUGCCCCGAAGGGACCACGUGCAGGGAACCGUUCCUGCUGAGGUUCAGCGCGCUGUUCGCGGAGCUGACGGACCGGAUCGUGCCGGUGGCAAUGAACUACCGGGUGGGGUUCUUCCACGCGACGACGGCACGCGGGUGGAAGGGCCUCGACCCGAUCUUCUUCUUCAUGAACCCGAAGCCCGUUUACGAGGUAACGUUCUUGAACCAGUUGCCGCAUGAAGCCACGUGUUCGUCGGGGAAGAGCCCACACGAGGUUGCCAACUACGUGCAGAGGAUCUUGGCGGCGACGCUGGGGUUUGAGUGCACCAAUUUUACUAGGAAGGAUAAGUACAGAGUGUUGGCCGGGAACGACGGAACGGUGACGUAUACCUCCAACGGGGAUCGGAUCAAGAAGUUGGUAAACGGGUUUAAGAAGGCGGUGGCCGAAAACUUCAAGCCGUUCCUUAAUUCGCUAAUAUGAAGGUUAUCGUUUUUUUGUUUUUUGUUUUUUUUUUUUGUUUUGUUUCUGCUUCAUCUUUGUUUUUUUAUAUUCAAAAUAAAGGUAGAGUGUGUAUUCAAAUUUUUUUUUUUUUUUUUUUUGUUCCUUAAGGCGCUGUUUGAUUUUUUUUCUUCUUCUUUUUUUGGAAGUGUAUGAUAGAUAAUGUAUUACUAAGAUGAGUAGAAUAUCCGUGAUAAUUGUUUAUGGUUGAUAUGUAAUUGUGAGAAAUUAGUACUCGAUCCAUUUGUU